This is a messenger RNA of Ectocarpus sp. CCAP 1310/34, 2568 nucleotides long. Lineage: Eukaryota; Phaeophyceae; Ectocarpales; Ectocarpaceae. The record is from the annotation of a GenBank genome assembly.
AUGUGCUCCGAGUAUACACUUGACUUGAUUGUCCUGUCGAAGUAUGUGUUGGCGGCGAAGCGAGAGCUCAAACACCAAGACCCGAAAUCGGCGCCAACUGACCUGGAGUGUCUACAGUGUAUCCUCCAGGAAAAGCUUCAUGGAAGCACUGUGGCAGACAGCACGAGUGACGAAGUUAGCUGGUUCAAUGAGACGGAUCGGUUGCUUCCAGGUAUCGUGAGUAGCGAGCCCGGCACGGGAGAUGGACACGGUCAAAUGGUGGUGAUGCGUGUGUAUGAAAAAGAGGAACAGCGUAGCAUGCAGCACUGCUUGCACCAAGCGAUGAAAAAGCUCGAAAUCCAUGACGGGUCUGCCGACAUGCGUCCGCUGUUUUCCGUGGUGUCUGACAACGGCUGGAAGAGGCAGGCCGGCCACGACCGGCGGGGCAGCCGCCGCACAGCGUCUCUCUCUUACGCCGACCUACUGAACGUGCCGAUGAUACUCAUAUUGUGCGACAAGGGAAGAACGGGCGAUACGUUCCCGCACUCGCUCGACUGCUUCGACCUGCGAAUUCGAACGGCCGAACAAAGCUUUUCAACCUUCGAACAGGAGCUCGGGCGCCUCUGCCGAUACCAAACCUUCAUGCCAAUCGAUGGUGGCGAAACAACGGAGUGCUCACACGCUUUCCGUCGCAAGCGCGUGCUGAAGGCGCAUCCGAACGUCCGUGUGGAGGAGAGUGCGUUCCGGCUGCCAACGAUGCUCAUCACCACGAGAGUAAUGGGUAUUGUCCACAAUGCCGUUAACGAGCACAGAAAGACAAAUACGCCCAUCUCGAAGGACAAAACAGGCACAAGAAACGAGCGCCGUCUGGUUCUGUCAGCGGAGUGUCAAGUUGGCAAGACGGGAGCGUACCUCCACUACCUCAAAAUUCUUAAGAGAGCGGCCAGCCCUAUCGCUACCCCGCCGCCGCCGUUUCCCAUCUUUGCAUCGUCCGGGGAUGUCGUCAGCUGGCUUCUCCCACACUGGCGAAUGCUCUCCAACACGAGACCCUUAAGCGAAAUGUAUGGUAGCCUCUUCGCUGGCAAAUACACGGCAGGGGUCGCGAAUAGCCGGGCGUAUCUCGUGGUGCAAAGUUGCAAGCGUGAUCGGUGGGUAACCAACUUCCAGGAGUUCCUGCGCAAUGUGUUGGCGCACAAAGUGCAGGGUGAGACAAUCAAGAACGAGGCGGGCAGAAGGCGCAUUGCAGGGUUAGAGCCGAGGCUAGAAGCCCCGUUCGAUGCGGAAGCACGGGCUAUCGGAACCGAGGCUUCCUAUGCAUCCCUAAAAGCGGCGAUUGACUGGGUCGGGAGGUUUCACACGAAUCAUGGGGUACAGCUGUGCGAGAUGACGUUGUGGCGAAGCAGCCUCCGAAGGCCUGGAACAAAGGGAAUGGCAGCCAGAAAAAGUAAACACCCCUUCCAAUACCGUGCAGACAGCGCGCUCCAAGGCCUUGCCGUGUCCACUCCGCACUCAUUGAAGGGGGGCAUAAAGGAGCUGCUCCGCAGCAAGGAAACGACGAGAUGGGUUUUUACGCCGUCGUUCAACCGAUUCCUCCCAGGCCCACGGCAGGCACUCCUGGAUCGAUCCGAAGCUCUGCCGAAACCCCUCGGCGGUUUGGAUGUGGGGCCCAGGCAAGAGCACGAUAGAGACGUUAUGGUGUGGGUUAACCGGGCUCACAAUCGGUGCUCAAGGUCCAUGUUCAAGAGCUCGUGGACGCACUUCGGGGAUCACUACGUGACAAUGGAACUGCCGAUGUCCAUGCCAAGCGACGAGUCGCCAAGCUCCAGGUGUUCUCCGAAAGAAGGGGGAAUCGGAUACACCCGGCAUUUCAUUCGGCGGUGGUCGCAGGCCAACGAACUACCCUUCGCCUGGAUGCUGGACGACAAUGUCCAGCUGUGCCAUGAGCUCGAUGUGGGCAAAGAACAAGCGAAGUGCCAACCGUGCAGCUUCACGCAAGUCAUGAACUCCCUUGAACGACUCAAGUUAGCUGAAGACAAAAAUGGAAUUCGCGUCUCAACAGCCUCAGACAAGGAAGGCAGUACAAGAGAUGUCCUCGAGUACGUGAAGGUUGACGGGGUUCGAGGCGAGGCCUGUCCUCGCGAAUCAGACCUACUAGGUGGGGAUACCCCGAAACAGCCACGUGCGGUUGGCCAGAAGAUCACCACCGUGGGAGACUUGUGCGGUCAUCCUGGCCAUUUCGGAGUUCUAGGCAUUGCAAGGCAUGGGUAUGGCUGCACAAACAACAAGGAGGUCAGAGAAUCCUUCGGCGUCACCCACAGCGUGUAUUCCUUCUACCUGCUGAACGUGGCCAGCACAGUCUCCAAGGGGGCAGCACCCAAUGAAACCCCUCUGGGAGGACAUCGAAUUCAACCACAUCAUCGACGAGAAAGGCCUGGUGGUAUGCAAGAUCCGAAAGUUCUCUCAUUCGAAGAAAAGCCUCCAACCCAUCCAGCCCCGCCAGCCUCGCCCGCCACCGAUAUCACCUCCGGCACGUCGGCCGCCGCUUGUCUCCUGUCCGGAGUUCCAGCACGAAGAUAUCGAUUUGGAUGA